AUGAGUAAAAAAAGUAAGUAAAAAAAAAACACAAUGUCAUUUUCUUUAUUUUACCACCAAAUCAUCGUGCAAGUGAGCCGUUGCUGACAUCCUCCUGCACCUCCACCAGUAGGGUUUCUGUGCUGAGCUGACGGCUACGAUAAAAAAAUUUCUUCAAUUUUGGCCGACUUCUUUCUAUUUUUCUGAAAAGAGAAAGAUAUGGAUGGAGUCAUUUUAGCCAUGCCAGGUCCAUGGGCUGAUAACAAUUAUGAAGCAGCUGACAUAUACACGACCAAAAUUGGGGGGACUCCAGAUUGGCCUUUUCCAAUUGAUGAAGAGAAGCAAAGUCUGCUCGAGUGUAAUACGUGUGGGAUUAAUCUUAGUCUCCUUGCACAGAUUUAUGCUCCAGUAUCAAGUGAAUCACUGGCAAUAAACGAGCGGAUUAUCUAUGUUUUUGGCUGUCUCCUCCCAUAUUGUGAAAGCCACCUCUGGCGUGCAGUUCGAGUUCAAAAGAUCCCAAGUAACGAAAAAAAUCAUGUACCCUCAUCAUCUGUUUCUGUUGCAAACGACAAUUGGCAAGAAGAUCUUUGGUCGUUUGACACUAGGAACGAGCUAGGACAUGAAAACAGUGGCGAUGAUGAUGAUGAUGACAACAUGGAUAUGGAGGAGUUGGCCAGGGCACUUUCUGAAGCUGCGAGUUUCACCACCACUGAUAGAAAAAAGCAAAAUAAUGAUGUCGGUUCGAAUAGGGAGCCUCUGCCCAGGGGUCGGCUGGCUAGGCCUAUAGAUGAUAAAAUACCAGUGAUGCCGUGCUUCUACGUAUACCCACAAGAAGAGAAAGUAUCAAAAAAGGUUACUAAUGAGAGUUCCAAAGCCUCUUUGCUCUCAGUUCAAGAGUUUGAUCACAUUUCUGAAGAUCAGUCAAAUGGAGAACCAUAUGAAGAAGAGAAAUAUGAAUAUGACAGUGCAUUGAGUGCCGACAGGACUUACUUGAAAUUCAAGAAACGAAUGGAUUCAUACCCAGAGCAAUGCUUUAGAUAUUCCUAUGGUGGGAAACCUCUUUUGGCUUCUGUAGAAAUGGAAAAUCCCGAGAUGUGUAAACACUUUAUAUUCUUCUUGCAUGAAGCAGCCAACGAACGGCAGAGAACAUCCUUAGAGAAAUUUAAUUGGAUGACUUUGUUAGUCUACACUUGUUCCAAGAGUUGCACAGACUCAUUGUAUAAAGUCAAAUCUGGCGAUGUAGACUGGAUAAUAGCAGAGGAGGCAGUUAUCGUGCAGUAUGAAUAGAUUGUUUUGGUGCAACUCUUCGAGUUAAGGGCUACUCUAAUGUAUAAUCAUGAAUGUGAAAUUGCGAUAUUUUUUGUUUGUUUAAACUCAGUUUGUUUAUAAUGGCAAGAGUUUUAGAUGUCAAAUAUUUUCCUCCUACGCUGAUGACUGACUCAUUUCUACGUUAAUGAAAAGCUUAAUAAUUAAUAUGUAUAAGAUAUUUUAUUUUUUUUAUAUUUAAUUUUAUAUUUUAUUUAAUGCUUAGGAUAAUUAAAUUA
Molecule: messenger RNA, 1523 nt
Organism: Striga asiatica
Lineage: Eukaryota; Viridiplantae; Streptophyta; Magnoliopsida; Lamiales; Orobanchaceae
Source: the annotation of a GenBank genome assembly